Messenger RNA from Acromyrmex echinatior (Panamanian leafcutter ant), 2026 nucleotides. RefSeq names its product Tubulin tyrosine ligase-like 12 (gene TTLL12). The record is from RefSeq and is a predicted model, not a curated record. Gene Ontology annotation, biological process: protein modification process. Gene Ontology annotation, cellular component: cytoplasm. Lineage: Eukaryota; Metazoa; Arthropoda; Insecta; Hymenoptera; Formicidae.
AGGGAAAACUAGGGUGAUUAUUAUAUGCCAACAGGGAAAUUGCUUCGCCGAUAUCUGGCAAUACUGAGCUAUACCAAAUCCCACAGAACAUAUAGCAAAUCCAUAGAAGAAGUAGAAGAUGCAAAGGAGCGUGUGUUAGUUAACCUAUAAUAAUUCAAAAUACUUAUUUAUUUUUGCAAUGGAUGGUGUAGACUUAUUUAAUGUGUUUCUUACAACACAUAAAAUACAACUUCAAUCUUAUGGUAUCCCACAUUUAUUUUGGAAAGUUUUAUAUAAGAAAUUAACAAAUCAGAUUUAUGAUGCUGGUCUUGUCUUCCAAUUGAUAAAAGUAGAAUACGAAAAUGGAGAAAGACAUGUUACAGAACCAAUAUGGAAAUUAAUUGUAUCUGCAGAGAAUGGUAUUUCUGUUCAAGAUUCUAAUAAUAUUUAUCUUAUUGAUCAUGCAUGGACAUAUGAUAUCAGUAGUGUUCAACAGAAUUUAGUUCAAGUUCCUGGCUUACUUGAUCGAAUGUGCAUUCUCAUGGGAGUAAAUACAGAGCUGGAUGAGCAGAAAAAAGUCGAGGAUGUUACAAAUGAAAUGUGGCGUUACAAUCAAUCGUAUUCGGUGAACUAUGGAGAGAUAGAAGAUAGAAUGCCAAUAUGGUACAUUAUGGACGAGGUUGGUUCAGCAAUAAAUCACAAUGAUGAUCCAAAUUUUAGAGCAGUCCCUUUUUUAUAUUUGCCGGAAGGUGUAAUUUAUACGCUUCUAUUUCCUACAAAAGAUGUUACUACAGGCGAUGAAGUCACGAGAGAUUUUGUGGAAGGUCAAACGAAGGAUCCAAAAAAAAAACGCGCAUUAUUAUUGCCUUGGGUCCAUAAUACUUUUGAAGAUGAAAAUUUUGAACAGAAUGAACCAGAUGCAGAUUAUUUUUUAGCAGGUCAUGUUCCUGAAAGCUUGCCGGAGAACUUGGAUUUAAUUAAGGCAGAUAACAGCAGAAAAUUAAAGGUUUUUUCACAAUACAGUUAUGUGAAUAAUUACUUGACAGAUUCAGCAUUUGAAAUUACUGACAACGAAGAAGAGGCAGACAUAUUAUGGUUUGUAUCUCACUACAAGACGUACAACGAAUUAAAUGUUUCUUCGCCUCACGUUUUUGUAAAUCAAUUUCCGUAUGAGAAUAUUCUGACGACAAAAGAUCUUUUAUCGAUUGUAUGCAGAAGAAAGGCAAUGGACAAAUUGUAUGACUCGGAUACUCUUGAAACUUAUCCAGUAUGGUUACCGACGACAUAUAAUUUGAGCACGGAAUUGGUACAAUUUAUUGCUUAUUUCAUGCAACGAGCAAAUAAGGAUUUGGAUAAUCAUUGGAUUUGCAAACCGUGGAACUUGGCAAGAGGUUUAGAUACUCAUAUCACGAAUAAUCUUUAUUAUAUUCUACGGCUGCCUUGCACAGGCCCAAAAAUUGUGCAGAAGUACAUCGAACGGCCAGUUUUAUAUAAUAGAUCAGAUAUUAAUCAAGUAAAAUUCGACGUGAGAUACGUUGUAUUGCUUAAAUCUGUAAAGCCGCUACGUGCGUAUGCUUAUGCAAACUUCUUCCUGCGUUUUGCGAAUCAAUCGUUCGCACUGAACAAUUUUAAUGCUUAUGAGCAACAUUUUACCGUGAUGAAUUAUACCGAGGAGAAUUCACUAUUCCAUGAGAAAUGUGCCGAUUUCAUCGUAGAAUGGGAAAAUCAGUAUCCCAAUUAUCCCUGGAAAACUUAUGUCGAGCCAAAGAUUCUUUCUGUUUUAAGACAGACCUUUGAAGCUGCAGUCGCGCAGCCGCCUCCAAAAGGAAUAGCCGAAAGUCCGCAAAGCAGAGCCGUAUAUGCUGCCGAUAUGAUGUUGGAAUGGAGAGACUGCGAAAUGCAACCCAAGCUGUUGGAAAUAAAUUUUACUCCCGAUUGUCAGCGUGCGUGCGAAUAUUAUCCAGACUUCUACAAUGACAUUUUUAAAUGUUUGUUCCUAGAUAUCGACAAUCCAGAAGUUUUUCAUGCAUUAGAUUCAACCGGCUAG